AUGUCUGGCAAUAACUGCACUGCUGUGACUGAAUUCAUUCUUUUGGGGUUAACAGAUGACCAAACCCUUUGUGUCAUCCUCUUUGUGAUAUUUCUUGGUGUCUAUGCAGUCACAUUAAUUGGUAAUCUUAGCAUAAUCACAUUGAUCAUAAAUAGCUCCCAACUUCACACUCCAAUGUACCUUUUCCUCAGUCACUUGGCUUUUGUGGAUAUUGGUUAUUCUUCAUCUGUCACACCUCUCAUGCUUAUCAGUUUCCUCACGGACAAGACCUCAAUACCUCUCGGUGUCUGUGUGGCCCAGUUUUGUUUUGCUGCCACCUUUGGGACUACUGAGUGCUUCCUGCUGGCUGUGAUGGCCUAUGAUCGGUAUGUGGCCAUCUGUAGCCCCCUACUGUACUCCACCCACAUGUCUACCAGGGUCUGCACUCUGUUACUCAUCACAUCUUAUCUGGGUGGUUGUGUAAAUUCUUGGAUCUCUACUGGUUGCUUAUUGAAUUUGUCCUUCUGUGGGUCCAAUGAGAUCAAUCACUUUUUCUGUGAUUAUUCACCACUUCUGAAACUUUCCAACUACCAAGAUGAUCUUGCUGAAGUUCUUCCUGCUGCCUCUGCGGG
Vombatus ursinus (common wombat) is the source of this 611-nucleotide messenger RNA. RefSeq names its product olfactory receptor 491-like. Gene Ontology annotation, biological process: sensory perception of smell; G protein-coupled receptor signaling pathway. The transcript has a single exon. Lineage: Eukaryota; Metazoa; Chordata; Mammalia; Diprotodontia; Vombatidae. The record is from RefSeq and is a predicted model, not a curated record. The annotation marks the transcript as partial. Gene Ontology annotation, cellular component: membrane. Gene Ontology annotation, molecular function: odorant binding; G protein-coupled receptor activity; olfactory receptor activity.